AUGGACUCUACCACGACGAUUGACGUCUCGAUGUACGACAACCAACUCCAAUGCCCGCUCUUCGGGAUCUUGCCGGGCGAGAUCCGCAACGAGAUCUUUGCGCUGGCGCUGGUGCAGUUUUCGGAGGAGGAGGGGGGCGCGGCGUACCCGAAGGACUCGUACUGGUAUCGGCCCGGGUUCACGGGGCCUAGGAAGAGCAGUAGCAGUCUGCUGAGGGCGUGUAAGUUGGCGUAUGUGGAGGGGCAGAAGGUCUUUUUGAGGGAGUUGGAGUGGGCAUUUUGGUUUGACCGCGGCCCGGCAGGAAGGACAAGAAACCACGCCUGCGAGAAAUUCUUCUCCGACCUGACGGAGCAACGGGCGCGCGACCUGAACAAGGUGCGCUUCUUUACGCAAAUGUACUGGCUCGAGGACGGGCGGAACCUGGCGAGGCUGUUUGCGCAGCCGAAAUUCCGGCCCGAGGUGUUGACGAUCACGGUGCGGUAUUCGGAUUGGUGGUAUUGGGAGAGCGACGAGCCGUUGCGGAUGAAGGAGGAUUGGUUGCGGGGGUUCCGGGGGCCGAGGGGUCUGAGGGAGUUGAGGGUCGAGUAUGAGACGCUUGUGGGGAAGAGGGAGGAGAUGAUGAGGAUUGUGGGGAGGAAUAAGGGGUGGAAGUUGGUUGUUGGGGGUAGUGCUAGGAGGGAUGAUGGGAGGGGAUGGAGGGAGAGGGAGAGGGAAGAUGGAGGGGAGAAGGGGGAAGAGGAACAGGAGGAGGAAGAAGGGUAUUUGAGUGCCGAGGGGACGGAGCUGGUGGAGUGGACUUGGAAGGGGGCGAGUAAACUCGGCGGGCAGACGUGGGCUCAUCACGGGGAGGGGGAGACGGUUGAGUAUGUUGUCGUUAUGGAUACGUGGAGAUUUGUCGAGGGGAGGAUGAGCGAGGAGGAUUGGGCGAAGAGGGUGGAGAGCAGGCCGUUACCUUCUGUGUAUGCUCAUCCGCAUAAUUUUUGGUGGAGUGAGGAUGAGGAGGAGGAGGAGGAGGAGGAGGAGGAGGAGGAGGAGGAGGAGGAUGAUGAUGAGAAUUAUAAUGAUGACGAGGAAGAGGAAGAGGAUGACGAUUAA
Molecule: messenger RNA, 1095 nt
Organism: Colletotrichum acutatum
Lineage: Eukaryota; Fungi; Ascomycota; Sordariomycetes; Glomerellales; Glomerellaceae
Exons: 2
Coding region: 1-1095 (364 amino acids)
Source: RefSeq, a predicted model, not a curated record